AUGCCUUCCUUCUCUUCUGCCAUGUCUUUCAUGGCCCUUUCUUUGAGUCUCUCAGCUGUUGUGCAGGCAGCGCCUGCACCAGUACCUACUACUCCUCCAAGUCUUCAAGAGCGGGCCUCUAGUUGCACUUUUUCCGGCUCUAGCGGCGCAUCUUCAGCCAUCGCAUCGAAAAAGUCCUGCUCGACCAUUGUUCUGUCCGACGUGGCUGUGCCAUCCGGAACAACCCUGGACUUGACUGACUUGAAAGAGGGCACCGAGGUUAUCUUCGAGGGCACGACCACCUUUGGUUACAAAGAGUGGAAGGGGCCCUUGAUCUCCAUUUCUGGGACCGACAUCACCGUCACCGGUGCUAGCGGACAUACCAUCAAUGGUGACGGCUCUCGUUGGUGGGAUGGAAAAGGCUCAAACGGCGGAAAAACCAAGCCCAAGUUCUUUAGCGCACACAAGAUGAUAUCCUCGACUAUCAAGGGCCUGAACCUUGUGAACUCCCCGGUCCAGGUGUUUAGCAUCGACAACGCCCAGGAUUUGACGCUUUCUGAUGUUACAAUCAACAACUCUGAUGGUGACGACGAAGGCGCUCACAAUACCGAUGCUUUUGAUGUCGGCGAGAGCUCUGGUAUCUACAUUUCUGGUGCCACUGUCCAUAACCAGGACGACUGCAUGGCUAUCAACUCCGGCACGAACAUCACUUUCACUGGCGGUUACUGUUACGGUGGUCACGGUCUCUCCAUUGGAUCCGUUGGUGGACGAGACGACAACACUGUUGCUGAUGUUAAAAUUGAAAGCUCCAAGAUCGUCAACUCCCAGAAUGGUGUCCGCAUCAAAACCGUCUAUGGUGCCACUGGCUCGGUCAGUGGAAUCACCUACAAGGACAUCACUCUGUCCGGAAUCACCGACUAUGGCAUCGUUAUUGAGCAGGACUAUGAAAACGGCAGUCCGACCGGAAAACCAACAAACGGUAUCACAAUCAGCGAUGUGACAAUGGAUAAUGUCCAAGGAACCGUAGAGAGCGACGCGACAGAAAUCUACCUCCUGUGCGGUGAGGGCAGCUGCAAGGAUUGGACUUGGACUGAAGUGAGCGUGACAGGCGGAAAGACAAGCGAGAAAUGCGAAAACGUCCCCGAUGAUAUCAGUUGCUGA
This is a messenger RNA of Talaromyces atroroseus, 1140 nucleotides long. RefSeq names its product Polygalacturonase 2. Bases 1 to 1140 code for a protein of 379 amino acids. The transcript has 4 exons. Gene Ontology annotation, biological process: pectin catabolic process. Gene Ontology annotation, cellular component: extracellular region. The record is from RefSeq and is a predicted model, not a curated record. Gene Ontology annotation, molecular function: polygalacturonase activity. NCBI's taxonomy places the organism in Eukaryota, Fungi, Ascomycota, Eurotiomycetes, Eurotiales, Trichocomaceae.